CUUCGAGAACUGUAGAGUUAAUAGAUAAGACGCUCUCUCUCUCUCUAGCUGCAUUAGCAAACGUCACUGUGCUCUUUAAGAUCUUCGCUUUCGAUGAUAUCUUCGCUGAGUCCAACUCUAACAGAGCCAAGACUCAUCUCUUCGAUGUGCUCUAUCUCAGCGACUGUUGCUCCUCCGAGUUUGCAUUCAAUCUCUCUGAUUCAUUCACCAAUGAAACAAAGGAAAGCCCAAAGCUUAAGACUCAGAGCUUCUUUAGCGUCGUUAAGUAUCGAUGUUGGCGUCGUGCCAAUUCCCAAAAAGGUGCUUGUUCCGAUUGGAUACGGUACGGAGGAGAUAGAAGCUGUAGUCUUAGUCGAUGUUCUACGGCGAGCUGGUGCUGAUGUCACUCUUGCCUCCGUGGAGCAGAAGCUAGAAGUUGAAGGCUCAUCAGGGACCAAGCUGCUUGCUGAUGUCUUAAUCUCGAAAUGUGCUGAACAAGUUUUUGAUCUAGUGGCUUUGCCGGGAGGCAUGCCUGGUGCUGUUAGGUUAAGAGACUGUGGAGUUUUGGAGAAGAUCAUGAAGAGACAAGCUGAAGAGAAGCGGUUGUACGGAGCUAUCUCCAUGGCUCCGGCUAUGACUCUUCUUCCAUGGGGGCUUUUGACUAGAAAGAAGACAACAGGACAUCCUGCUUUUUUCGGGAAGCUGCCUACGUUUUGGGCUGUUAAGACAAACAUUCAGGUCUCAGGGGAGCUUACGACUAGCCGUGGACCAGGCACUUCUUUUCAGUUUGCUCUUUCCUUGGCUAACCAGCUCUUUGGAGAGACCACAGCCCAAUCUGUUGGAGAGCUUCUGCUUCUACGCGAUGGUUACCAGAAUCCUAAGAUUGAAGAGGUGAAUAGCAUUGACUGGUCUCUAAACCACACACCUCGUGUUCUUAUGCCGGUAGCUAAUGGAUCUGAAGAGGUUGAAGUGGUCACAAUUGCAGAUGUUCUUAGAAGAGCCAAAGUAGAUGUCACUGUUGCAUCGGUUGAAAGAUCUUUGCGGAUUACGGCUUCACGAGGCACUAAAAUUGUUACUGACAAAUUGAUUGGUGAAGCUGCUGAAUCAGCAUAUGAUCUAAUCCUUCUUCCUGGAGGCCAUGCUGGCUCAGAACGUCUACAGAAGUCCAAAGUUAUCAAGAAGCUACUCAAAGAACAACAAGAAGCUGGGCGAAUAUAUGGAGCUACUAACUCUUCAUCUACUGUCCUGCAUAAGCAUGGUUUACUCAAGGAGAAGAGAACAGCUGUGUACGUUUCAGACACAGAUGGGCCUGCAAGUGACCAAAUGAUCGAAGGAGCUGAAGUUGUUAUAGAUGGAAACGUGAUUACAAGUUUGGGGCUCGCAACUGUUACUAAUUUCUCUCUAGCUAUAGUUAGUAAGCUGUUUGGACAUGGUAGAGCAAGAAGUGUCUCAGAAGGGCUUGUGCAUGAGUAUAGAGGGAAUUUGAAAGCAUCUUGAUCAAGAUACACAGUAAGAAGAUGUCUCCUCCUGCUGAUCCUGAAUCUCGAGUGUAUCUACCAGAAAUUUUGCAAUUUAUGUUAGUUUUGUAUAAGAUUUUGUAUUACCAGUUUGAGAUUACAACAUGAUUGAUUCUAAACUUGAAUACAACA
Brassica oleracea var. oleracea is the source of this 1628-nucleotide messenger RNA. Its product is annotated as protein DJ-1 homolog C. The transcript is spliced from 8 exons. Gene Ontology annotation, molecular function: protein deglycase activity. Lineage: Eukaryota; Viridiplantae; Streptophyta; Magnoliopsida; Brassicales; Brassicaceae. Gene Ontology annotation, cellular component: nucleus; cytosol. The record is from RefSeq and is a predicted model, not a curated record. Gene Ontology annotation, biological process: protein deglycation, glyoxal removal; guanine deglycation, glyoxal removal. The coding region runs from base 94 to 1476 and encodes 460 amino acids.